Messenger RNA from Trichobilharzia szidati, 738 nucleotides. NCBI's taxonomy places the organism in Eukaryota, Metazoa, Platyhelminthes, Trematoda, Strigeidida, Schistosomatidae. The record is from the annotation of a GenBank genome assembly.
UCCGUUUCCACUAAUAUAGCAACACUGUGUAGAAAUUAAGCUUGACAAGCCACCAGAAUGAAUAUUGAAAGAGAAGCUUCACUGUUAUCGUAUGUAAAAGUGAACUCAACAAAGUCAAUUAUAAGGGUAUUACUACUAGCAGUAAUUCAAGUAGCAGAAUUCGUUGGUUUCAUACUUCUCCUGCAUCUGUUACCAGAUUUCAGAGGGAAUUUGGAAUCACAUAAAUUUAUAGCAUUUCUGGUAAUGGGUUUAGCCAUUCUUCUAACACUGUCAUUCAUUUUCUCGAAGAAACUUUAUGGGACAUUUCCACUGAAUACCAUUUUGCUGAUAAUAAAUGCAGCUUUAUUAAGUGCUGGUUUCGGAUCAUUUAUGUACAUAGACAGUUUACCAUGGACCUGUGGAUUUUUAGCCGGCGAUUUCGUUUUCGUGUGUAUAUUUCUUGCCGUUGGAAGCAGAAUUAGAUUUUUCAGUACAAUUUUAGUGUGUAUUCUAACAGUUUUGUUGGCAAUUGCAGUCGUAGCAUUUUCAGUUAUUGCUGCAACAAAGAAGAUUCCAUGGAUCGAUGAGAAAACCAUUUAUUCAUCAAUGUUUAUUUUGUCAUUUAUGCUUCUUUUAGUCGAAGGUAACAACAUGUCCACAGAAGAAAAUACAUACGCAUUGUUAGCUUUAUUGAUAUUUGUCACCUAUAUGAUGAUCUACUAUUCAGUAUAUUUAUUUACAUUGAAAUAUUUUAAGUAA